AUGGGAAAAACUGCUGGUCUUAUGGGAAUUAUGAGAUGUAUUGACCGAAGAAUUUCAUUAUCCAAGACUUCAAACAUGCAUGCCAUUGCAACAUUAGUUCACUCCCUGGUACCUGCGGCGGUAGCGCAACGCCUGCCUCAAAAUGGAUAUCUAGAAUCUGUGAUUCAUGAAAGGUUUAAAAGAGUAAGCAUCACGUGGAAUCAUGCAGCCACCAACGUUGCUAUUGCAGGUUCAUGGGACAACUGGGAGACCACGGAGCUCCUGCAGAGAGUAGGUCAAAGUUUUGUGCUUGUUAAAACACUCCCAUUAGGUGUCUAUCAUUACCGUUUCAUUGUAGAUGGCUACUUGACACAUGCUCCAGAGUUCCCAUCGGCUUCUGAUGAUUCAGGUUAUGGCUACAAUAUAUUGGAUUUGCAGGAUUAUAUCCCAGAACAAGCCCCCACCAGAAUUACCACCACAACUACCACUGUCAACGACACAUGA
Molecule: messenger RNA, 483 nt
Organism: Sphenostylis stenocarpa
Lineage: Eukaryota; Viridiplantae; Streptophyta; Magnoliopsida; Fabales; Fabaceae
Source: the annotation of a GenBank genome assembly